Molecule: messenger RNA, 912 nt
Organism: Acaulospora morrowiae
Lineage: Eukaryota; Fungi; Glomeromycota; Glomeromycetes; Diversisporales; Acaulosporaceae
Source: the annotation of a GenBank genome assembly
AUGACAUAUAUCGAGUCUAAGUGCUUCGGAAAUUCGCACGCUGACGAUACUAAUUCCGGGGAUGCCAAAAAAUCCCCUGAUAUCUCUAAUAAUAAUAACUUGCCCGAGGAAGAGAGGAAGGAAAUUACUAGAGCUUUGAUAAAUGUUAAUAAAAACGACAUAAUCGAAGUUAUUAUUAACAGCAUUGAUCAAUUCAAUAAAACACGUAUGAGCACUAAACAAAAAUCCCAACAAAUUUACGAGAAAUUGAUUUAUAUAGAUUUCAGCAAUCAAGACAAAAGUCGUUGGGCUCCUGAAUGGGAUAAAUUAUGUAAAAUGUAUAAAGGUCUAAUGAUCAACUCGACAAGUGCUACUACGACAUUACCUACUUAUUACAGGAAUCACGUCAAAAAAACUCUUCCAAUAUUGAAGAGCAACAAAGUUUCCGCAGCCAAAAAAAUUUUUUUAAUAGAGAAAAUAAAAAAUUCUAUUAAGGAUCAUCAAGAAAAGGUAAAAAAAAGCCUCCUUGAUUUUGAUCAAUACAAGCAGGAUGUUGUCAAGUUCAGGCAGGACAUUGUGGAGUUCAAAGAGGAGGUUACUGGAACCAUACAUCAGAAAGAAGUAAUUUUACAUAGUUGCUCCAUUAUGCAAAUCUGCAUGAGUGUUUUCAACUUUCUGAACGCUCAAAACGAAAUUUGUUCAGAUACUAAGGAAACAUUCACGAUGACACGUGAAUAUGUUGGAAAAGCAUCUGAAAUGGUCAAAGAAUUUAGUGGUUCUAUAGAAAAAUUUUCCGGGAUUAAUAAUGUCCAUUAUAAAGUUUUAAGUGUUAUUAAUAGCGAUUUGGAAAGUUUUUUGAGUACCAAAACCACACUUAUCAAUGACAGAAAUAAGCGGGAAAAGCUUAGUGUUAAAAAUUUUUAUUCCGUAUGA